UUGUAGUAGAGAGGUGUUGAGAGGCGAAAGUGGUUUCAGAGUCCAUCUGGCGACCAAAUCUGCACUUGGAGCACAACGUGAGAGCACCGACAGACCACAUUUCUGUAUUUCUCGCAACCCCGGCUUGCUACUAUUUCGGUUGGACACAUCGUUUCAAGAUGGGUAAGAUUAUGAAGCAGGGGAAGGUGGUGCUCAUCCUCAAUGGGCGCUACGCAGGUCGCAAAGGAAUUGUCAUCAAGAACAACGAUGACGGAACCUCAGAUAAACCUUACGGACAUGCCGUGGUAGCAGGAAUUGAUAGAUAUCCUCGCAAAGUUAUUAAAAGGAUGAGCAAAGAGAAGAUCAAGCAAAGGAGUAAGAUAAAGCCAUUCAUCAAGGCAAUUAACUAUAACCACCUCAUGCCCACCCGGUACACCGUGGAUAUUCCGUUCGGCAAGCAAGAACAGAACGUGAAGACCCUCCGUGACCCCAUGAAGAGGAAAAAGGCCCGCUAUCAAAUCAAGAUGAAAUUUGAGGAGAGGUACAGGAGCGGCAAGAACAGAUGGUUUUUCCAGAAGCUCCGAUUCUAAACGCCCUUGUUUUGUAUCCUUCAAUUUUAAUUAGGAUCAUUAAACCUUUUGAUGUUGGUACUGUAUAA
This is a messenger RNA of Folsomia candida, 637 nucleotides long. RefSeq names its product 60S ribosomal protein L27 (gene RpL27). Gene Ontology annotation, cellular component: cytosolic large ribosomal subunit; ribosome. The transcript has 3 exons. Gene Ontology annotation, biological process: translation. Lineage: Eukaryota; Metazoa; Arthropoda; Collembola; Entomobryomorpha; Isotomidae. Gene Ontology annotation, molecular function: structural constituent of ribosome. Bases 159 to 569 code for a protein of 136 amino acids. The record is from RefSeq and is a predicted model, not a curated record.